Messenger RNA from Rotaria sp. Silwood1, 1539 nucleotides. Lineage: Eukaryota; Metazoa; Rotifera; Eurotatoria; Philodinida; Philodinidae. The record is from the annotation of a GenBank genome assembly.
AUGGCCACCUCUACUUUAUCAAAUGAUGAUUUUCACAGAAAUUCUGCCGAUCAACAUCUUGAAAUAUUUGGUCUUAUUUGGCUUGAUGCUGAUGUGAAUAUUAAAGAGAUUCGUAAUACAGAACAACAAUUUCGUUCUAUUAUUAAUCAUUUGAAGAAAUUUCAAGAUGUAAAACAAUGUCAACAAUAUAUUGAAGAAAGAUCACAAAAGGAUCGAUUAGUACUGAUUGUUAGUGGUCGAUUAGGAAGAGAAAUAGUACCUUCUAUUCAUAAACUUCGACAAGUUAUAUCAAUCUAUGUAUAUUGUAUGGAUAAGAAAAGUAAUGAACAAUGGUCUUGUGAAUUUGCAAAGGUGAAAGCUGUUGUUGUUGAACUUGAUGAACUUGUCUCUCGAAUAAAAACAGAUCAUAAAAUUCAGAAAAAAGUGGAAGAACCAUUGUCAAUCAGUGUUCUUAAUACAAGUAUUGAUACAGGCAAAUCAACAAUAGGAGUAAAUGGUGAAUUUGUUUUUUCUCAAGUGCUCAUUGAUUGUCUUUUACGACUAAAAUCUACUCAAACAGACAUAAAUGAACUUAUUAAUUAUUUGAAAAAUGAAUAUGAAGGACCAUUACGAGCACCUGCUAUUGACAUUCAUCCGAAUGCAACAUGGCGACAAGACGGUAUCACUGUGGCUGGAGGAAAUGGCAAAGGCAAUGAACUCAAUAAACUUGAUAACCCACAUGGUUUAUAUGUUGAUGACGAUCAAACAAUUUAUGUCGCCGAUUACUUGAAUCAUCGUAUUGUAGCAUGGAAAUACGGUGCAACGAGUGGUCAAGUAGUUGCCGGUGGCAAUGGAGAAGGGAACGGAACUAAUCAGUUACAUCGUCCUCACGAUGUGAUUGUCGACAAAGAAAGAGAUAGUCUUAUCAUUUCUGAUGCGGGAAAUUAUAGAGUAGUCAGAUGGCCUCGUCGAAAUGGCGCUAGUGGAGAAACAAUUAUCUCGCACAUCGAUUGUAUGGGCUUGAUAUUAGAUCAGACUGGAUCUCUCUAUGUCUCUGAUUGUGCGAAACAGAAAGUUUUACGAUAUAGAAUUGGUGAUUUUGGAGGAACCUUGGUUGCAGAUAGUGUUGGGAUAGGACAUUGUAUCGAUCAACUCUAUAACCCCUGCUACGUAUUUGUCGAUCAAGAUCGUUCAGUGUACGUGUCUGAUUCAGGAAAUUAUCGUGUGAUGAAAUGGGAAGAAGGUGCAAAAGAAGGCAUUGUUGUAGAGGGUGGUCCAGAACAAAUCAAUGAUUUUUCAAAAAUGCACGGUCGUACAGGAGUUGUUGUCGAUCAAUUGAAUACUGUCUAUGUGGCUGAUUAUUACAAUCAUCGAAUAAUACGUUGGCCCAAAGGAGCCACACAAGGAAGUGUAAUUGCUGGUGGGAACGGUCGAGGAAAAGGAUCGAAUCAAUUAUUUUUUCCUCAAGGUUUAUCAUUCGACCGAUAUGGCAAUCUAUACGUUGUCGAUCAAGGAAAUUGCCGAGUACAAAAAUUUAAUAUUAAACAGAUGACAAACUAA